GAGCUGCGACUCUCGAAACAAUCCCCAAUGACGCGGUGGCGUCCGCUCGCCACUCGACGGCUGCCGGCGCAGCUCGCUGUUCCAUCUGUGAGCGGCAUCGUGCACGGCACGUUGGGAGAAAGACGCGACCAGGACUAACCAAAGCUGCUCAGUUACGUUGUCGUUGAGUUCAAGGUUCAUCACCCACCAUGGCGGACGAAGCGGACAUGCGCAACGAGCUGGCUGACCUGCAGACUCGUGCUGACCAGAUAGCCGACGAGUCUCUAGAGAGCACUCGCCGCAUGCUGGCUCUGGUGGAGGAGAGUAAAGAUGCUGGCAUCAGGACUCUGGUGAUGUUGGACGAGCAGGGAGAGCAACUCGAUCGCGUGGAGGAGGGCAUGAACAAGGUCAACGCAGACCUGAAGGAGGCCGAGAAAGAUUUAAAAGAUAUAGGCCAGUGCUGUGGGCUCAUAUGCCCGUGUAUUAAAAAGAUUAAGGGCGGGGGCCAAGCCUGGGGAAGCAACCAGGACGGCGUGGUCAACAGCCAGCCUGGCGCUCGGGUAGUUGACGAGCGCGAGCAGAUGGCCAUCAGCGGGGGCUUCAUUCGCAGGGUAACGGAUGACGCCCGCGAGGGCGAGAUGGACGAGAACUUGGAGCAAGUGGGCGGCAUCAUCGGCAACCUGCGUCACAUGGCCCUAGACAUGGGCCAGGAGAUAGACACCCAGAACCGCCAGAUCGACCGCAUCAUGGAGAAGGCCGACUCCAACAAGACCCGAAUCGACGAGGCCAACCAGCGUGCGACAAAGAUGUUGGGCAGUGGCUAAACUCCAGCACACUGCACACUGAAAACACACACACACACGCGCGCACACAAAUACAGAGAAACACGUAACCCCACCCCUGUAUCGCCUCUGCAAAAUGACGCUUCUGUUGUGAUACAUGUAGACGUUUGCACAUAUCAGCACUUAUUGUUAUUGUUCUGUGUUGGGUCCCCACCCCUCACUCCUCCUUUUUUGUAUAUAAUAUUCCAAGACUCUCAUCUUGACUGUUAUCUGGAUUUACUGACUAUAUCCAGAGAGAGAGAGAGAAUAUAUAUAUAUAUAUAUAUAUAUAUAUAUAUAUAUAUAUAUAUAUAUAUGUGAUGAAAUGUUGGCUUUCCAGUCACGUAAAAGCUGAUGCCACACACGUGUAUAUAUGCACUUUUGUCCUCAGGGAGCAAAACCAGACCAAAUUCCAAUCAUGAAAUCUGACGUUCUUAUAGAUUAUAAAAGAGCUUUUUUGCCAUUUAGCUUCAAGCACGUUCAGCUCCUCCUCUGCUUGCCCAUUAAUAAUUCAUUCGUUAGGACAAAAAUAUCCUAAUGUGCUAUAUAUGUUCAGAGGAGCGGCCCGUAUCUAUAACAAUUCCCUUGGCCUGAUCUGCUAAAUAGUGUCACUCUGUUUCAUCCUUUCCAGACUGUGAGCAAUCACUGCAAAAGAGUUGUACCCUAGGAAAUCAAAGCCAAUAAAACCUUCAAAACUAUAGAAACAAA
Molecule: messenger RNA, 1508 nt
Organism: Phyllopteryx taeniolatus (common seadragon)
Lineage: Eukaryota; Metazoa; Chordata; Actinopteri; Syngnathiformes; Syngnathidae
Product: synaptosomal-associated protein 25-A-like
Exons: 9
Coding region: 189-803 (204 amino acids)
Biological process (GO): synaptic vesicle priming; synaptic vesicle fusion to presynaptic active zone membrane; exocytosis
Cellular component (GO): plasma membrane; synaptobrevin 2-SNAP-25-syntaxin-1a-complexin I complex
Molecular function (GO): syntaxin-1 binding; voltage-gated potassium channel activity; SNAP receptor activity
Source: RefSeq, a predicted model, not a curated record